AUGUCUCAAAAACGCAUCGCCAAGGAGCUCUCCGAGUGCACCCAGAACCCCCCCUCCGGCAUGACCAUCACCCUCCCCUCCGAGUCCAACCUCCACCGGUGGCACGUAACCCUCCAGGGCCCGCCCGGCACAGUCUACAGCUCCGGGCAGUUCGGCCUCCUCGUGCAGCUGCCGCAAGAGUACCCCUUCAAGGCGCCCCUCGUGACCUUCACCACGCGCAUCUACCACCCCAACGUCACCAACGACGACGCGGGCAACAUCUGCAUCCCCCUCCUCAAGCCCGAGAACUGGAAGCCCGCGUCCAAGCUCGCGGCGGUCCUCGAGUCCGUCCGCCAGCUGCUCGUCGAGCCCAACCCGGACGACCCCCUCGAGCCCCGCGUCGCCGAGGAGUUCCGCGCCUCGCGCGCACAGUUCGACAAGACCGCCCGCGAGUACGUCGCCCGCUACGCAAAGGGCGCGCCCCGGUUCGACGGCGCCGGCUCGGCGGCCGCCGGUAAGGCCGACACGCCCAUGUCUUAG
Molecule: messenger RNA, 519 nt
Organism: Diaporthe citri
Lineage: Eukaryota; Fungi; Ascomycota; Sordariomycetes; Diaporthales; Diaporthaceae
Exons: 2
Coding region: 1-519 (172 amino acids)
Source: RefSeq, a predicted model, not a curated record